This is a messenger RNA of Protopolystoma xenopodis, 570 nucleotides long. Lineage: Eukaryota; Metazoa; Platyhelminthes; Monogenea; Polystomatidea; Polystomatidae. The record is from the annotation of a GenBank genome assembly.
AUGGUGCCGGCCACGAGAGCCAUGACUACGCCGGACUCGGCGGCUGGGAUGGAUGCAGAAAAGUCGGAGGGAAACAUGAAAGCGGAGCGAAUGGGAUACUAUCUGCGGGUGGAGGGAGGGGGCAACGGCAGACGAGGCGUUGAAGACCUCCGGUCUCUGCUUUCCGAGACUGGGUUAGGCCACGACGGCGAUAGAAACGAGCACAACAAAGCCGCUGGCAAGUACAGUCGACGAUUCUGGCCUCCCGACAGAACAGUUCCCAUGGAAAUGGGGAGUGUCGAGACUCUUGUCCGAUUCGGCCGGAUGGGAUCAAACGGAAACCGGCCAAUGGCUGGCUUGGCUAGCUCCAAAAGAGGAGUGGUGCAGGUUGGUUGGGCAGUUGACAAACGAGGCACACAGCUAAGGGAGUGUAUUCAUAGGCGAAAUCAGAAGACAAAACUGCCGGUAAGCAGAGGCUGGUGGAAGAAAGAAGAAGAAGAAAAAGAAGAAAAAAAAGAAGAAAAAAAAGAAGAAGAAGAUACGAUACGAGCUCUUCUCUACUCCACUCGGCUAAGCAUUGGUGUACAGUGA